Scheffersomyces amazonensis is the source of this 1333-nucleotide messenger RNA. RefSeq lists its product as uncharacterized. Bases 407 to 1324 code for a protein of 305 amino acids. Lineage: Eukaryota; Fungi; Ascomycota; Pichiomycetes; Serinales; Debaryomycetaceae. The record is from RefSeq and is a predicted model, not a curated record. The transcript has a single exon.
UCGGACCGAUAAAAAAAAUUUAUAAUGCAGCCAUAGAUUAAGCACUAGCGAAGCUUGUAACCGAUUCCGUCUUAUUUCCUACGCCAGGAUCUUUUAGAUAAAAGUUAUAUCUGAAGGGCGCAUUAGAUUGGCUUGAAGGUGAAAAUUUAACCACAGUUUGCCGUGUUGGAAAAUUAUUUUUAUAGACUAUAAUUCCUAAAUUCCUAAAUUCCUAAAUACUAAUUAUUACUAAUUUAUAUAAGUACUCAAUAAUCUUAUAUUUUCACUCAUAACUAGACUUGUUUUAAACCAUUACAUUCACUGUUAAAGUCAAAUCUAUAAGAUCGGGAAGUUUAUUAUUUUUUAUUCGUUCAUUCAUUCAUUUAUUUAUUCACUAUCAGUUCAUCCUUUCAUUAAUUAGUUUAGCAUGGGCUUACUUGGGAAAUUUUUUCACCACUCUAGUGGCAACCACGAAGAAGAAAUUAAAUCAAAAGGGUUUGAAAUCUCAGAGUGUUCUUUCGAAUGUGACAGCUGUACAUCAAAAUUUCCUGCUUCUUUGAAAUUUGAUGAAGAGGCUGAGUUAUGGGAUUCCACCAAACCAUUUGGCUUACAUCUUUUGGUAUCUACUGGAAAAUCAGAUUGGCCGCAUGAUGCAACAGGUGAAUCUAAUACUUUAUCGAAUGCAGUGGCAAAAUGGGGUAGUGACCAUUCGCAAAAGUAUUCUCAAAUAGGGAAUAUUAAAGUAUCGACUUCAUCUUUAUCAUCUGAUGAAUUCUUGACUGAUGAUGAUUAUAUAAAGGAACAGAAAGGUGAUAUUUUAAUUUUACCCUUCUUUGUAUGGGUUAAAGGUGUUACUAUUAAAGAAACCAGUUCCGUAUUAUCUAGUUUGAUACCAGAUUUAAUAAAAUUUAGAAAUGAAAAAGUAACUGAUUUACAAAUUCCAACUACUUAUUCAACAUCAUUUCCAUCCGUUAGAUUUGAAAUAGAUACUUCCAAAUCUUAUGUAUUCCUUUGCUCUCAUAGAACAAGAGAUAAAAGAUGUGGUGUGACUGCUCCUAUCAUGAAAAAGGAAAUGGAUCUCCAUUUGAGAGAUUUGGGCCUUUAUAGAGAUGUUGGAGAUAAUACACCUAAUGGAGUUAGAGUAGCAUUCAUAAAUCAUAUUGGUGGACAUAAAUACGCUGCCAAUGUUAUUAUUUAUUUAAGAAGCCUGGGAAAAAUUAUAUGGUUAGCUAGAUGUAAACCAAAUAAUGUUGUACCAAUUAUAGACGAAUGUAUUGUUAAUGAUGGGAAAGUUUGGCCAAAUAAUAUUAGAUUACUCCAAAAGCUUGAUCCUAUUGAUUGGUAAUACUUAAAU